Suillus paluster is the source of this 1695-nucleotide messenger RNA. Its product is annotated as amino acid/polyamine transporter I. The record is from RefSeq and is a predicted model, not a curated record. Gene Ontology annotation, biological process: amino acid transport; transmembrane transport. Gene Ontology annotation, cellular component: membrane. Bases 63 to 1688 code for a protein of 541 amino acids. Lineage: Eukaryota; Fungi; Basidiomycota; Agaricomycetes; Boletales; Suillaceae. The transcript has 14 exons. Gene Ontology annotation, molecular function: transmembrane transporter activity.
AGUAGGACCGGCUUUCUUCGGCACCCUGUUCCUUCAUUUUUAUCCCGCUGGGUGCGCGCAAUAUGGAAUCUCCGCAGCACUCCAUUGCAAAGGCAGACGAGGCAUUGCUCGCUGAGCUCGGGUACAAGCAGGAGUUCAAGCGUGCAUUCACACCCCUAGAGGUAUUUGGUAUAGCUUUCAGCAUUAUUGGCUUACUGCCCUCGAUCGCUUCUGUUCUGUUUUACGCCGUGCCUAAUGGAGGACCAGCCUCAAUGGUGUGGGGUUGGGCAGUUGCCAGUUUGUUUAUCCUCUGCAUAGGGAUGUCGAUGGCAGAAUUGGGUUCUGCAGCGCCAACAUCAGGAGGCUAUCCUCGAAUGACGUGGAUGAACUACAGUUAUACUUCUGGACAUCACUCCUUGUCAUCUCUACGGUGUAGGAAUUUGCUUUCCUGGAUUGUUGGGUGUAAGUCUUUCACGUCCAUUGUGACGAGCAGAACGUCUAUCGAUUGGGGAUGUGCAGUGCAAAUAAUGGCAGCAGCAUCCAUUGGCUCGGGUCAGACCUUUACCGCCACAAGUGCGCAGACAUUCGGAGUCUAUGUUGCAAUAGUCCUAUCUCACGCGGUGAUAUGCUGCUUGGGAACUGCUGUGCUGGCCAGACUGCAAACAGUUUAUGUCGUGCUCAAUGUGGGUUUGUGUCUCGCCGUUAUGAUUGGCCUUCCCGCUGCCACCCCGAAGGAGAACAUGAACAGUGCAAGCUAUGCGCUCGCCAAUUUCACAAACUUGAACGGCUGGCCAGAUGGCUACGCAUUCAUUCUGAGCUUCCUUGCGCCGUCCUGGACAAUUGGCGCCUUUGAUUCGAGUGUACAUAUUAGUGAGGAAUCGUCGAAUGCUGCUACUGCUGUCCCAUGGGCCAUUGUCAGCGCCAUUGGGAUCGCAGGAAUCCUCGGCUGGGCAAUCAACGUCUCUCUUGCAUUCUGCAUGGGCACCGACGUGGACUCCCUUCUCAACAGCCCGAUUGGACAGCCCCUAGCUCAAAUCUUCUUCGACAGAUUCGGCCAGAACGCGACGCUUGCAUUAUGGUCCAUCGUCGUCCUCGCUCAAUAUAUGAUGGGCUCGAGCAUGGUCCUUGCUUCAUCCCGCCAAACAUUCGCAUUUGCUCGUGAUGGCGCACUACCGUUCUCAUCCUGGCUGUAUCGUAUGAACGGCUUCACCAAGACGCCCGUCAACACCGUUUGGUUCGUCGCCGCCAUCUCGAUCAUCUUCGGCUUGUUGUCCUUCGCGGGCCCGCAAGCUAUCAAUGCUAUCUUCUCUCUUUCCGUGACGGCACUAUACAUCGCAUAUAUCAUACCAAUCGCAGCGCGCUUCGCGUUCAAAAACGAUUUCAAGCCCGGUCCAUUCAAUUUGGGCAUCUUCAGCUUUCCGGUCGCUGUCAUUGCGGUGUCCUACAUGUUCAUCAUGGACAUUGUAUUUUUCUUCCCGACGACGCCACAAACCGAUGUUGCGAACAUGAACUACACCGUGGUCGUUCUAGGUGGUAUACUCAUGUUGUCUAUCAUGUGGUACUAUUGCCCUGUGUAUGGCGGCGUGCAUUGGUUCACAGGUCCAGUGUCGAAUAUUGAGAUGCUGGGCGAAGAGGGUGCGUCUAGUAUUCGUGUGUCGGUGGAGAAGAAUGUGCGUGAAGACAUCGUGGAACCGUCUGUUGGGACUUGAUAGUAGA